This is a messenger RNA of Trifolium pratense (red clover), 1888 nucleotides long. RefSeq lists its product as uncharacterized. Bases 1 to 1338 code for a protein of 445 amino acids. The transcript has a single exon. The record is from RefSeq and is a predicted model, not a curated record. Gene Ontology annotation, molecular function: structural molecule activity; nucleic acid binding; zinc ion binding. NCBI's taxonomy places the organism in Eukaryota, Viridiplantae, Streptophyta, Magnoliopsida, Fabales, Fabaceae.
AUGGAAGAUACAGAAGAAGCCCUUAAUAGGCAACUAGAAAACCUAGAAAGACUUAUGGUCUCUUUAGAUAUAAGUGGAAAAAAUCAGGAGAUCCCUGAUAACAAAUCUGAAGAUAACAAUCAGAUCAUUUAUGAUUUUAGCUCAGAAGAAGCUAGUGAAAACGAAAAUGAGAAUCCUCAUUUCGUAAAAAUAGAAGAACAUGGAGAAACUUCAGGUACCAAAAGACCUGCAGAUUUUGAAAAGGAAUUUACCAAACAAAAAUUCCAAAAAGUACCUCAUUACUAUGAGCCUUCACAAAACCCUUUUCAAGGACAAGGUGUUUUAGACAUAGAUUGUAGUUUAGACACUGCAAAGGAUCUUAGAGAUUGGUACAAUACAAAUAAUGUAUUAAUCCAUCUGAAUGAAGAUCUAAGAAAUUUAGGAUCAGUUGAUACUUUCAACUACCUACAAUAUAAAACUAGAGGAAAUGCAUUCAAAUACAUUUCAAAUCUACCACCACAAGUUAUGGGAACUAUGCCUUUAAUAGGAUCCUUAGUUACAGACUGGGUAUAUAGUUUACUAGUCAAAGAAUUCAAAGGAUGGAAGGAUACCGACCAAUCAAAAGCAGCAUUUUCCAAUCAAAAUCUUUGGAAAAUAACUAAUUUAAAAAUUUGCAAUAUGUGUUACAUUGAUAACUUUAUUUGUGAAUUUCAGAGUUAUUAUUAUAACAUAGACAAUGAAACAAGACUAUCAAGAGGAUUGUUAGAUCUCCUCUAUGAUAAGCUUCCAGGAGGAGUGUCAACUCAAGUCAAACUAUACUUUACCUCAAUAUCAUCAGAAGGAAAGGUAGAUGAUACUCUAGGAGGAAGAAUAACUGUUUUAAAACAGUGGCUCACAGAUAAAUGUAGCGAAAAGAUAGCUAAAAGAGAAGCUAAAGUAUCACUUUGCUGUGAUAAGUUACAAAACAAAGUAGGAAACUAUGGGUGUAACUCUAGAAAUCCUAAAAAGAAAUCUAGAAGAAAUAUAAGGUCUUAUAAGAAAAAGAAAUUCAGAAAAAUCCCUUUUAAGAAAUUUAGAAAAGGAGAUAAGAAAUUCUUUAGGAAAAAACCACCUUAUCCUAAAAGAAAAACAUGUCCACAAGAUAAGAAAUCAUGCACAUGUUGGUUAUGUCAUGAAGAAGGACACUAUGCCAAUGAGUGCCCUAAAAGGGAUAACCCUAAGAAAAAUGUCUUACAAGCCAUAUACGCAAUAGGAUAUGAACCUAUAGAAUCAGAUGUAGAAUCUGAUGAGGAAAUUUAUGAAUACUGCACAGAGACAGAUUCAGAGAUAGACUUAGAUGUCGAGGAAAGUACUUGGUAAAGGAAAUCCAAGUGCAACAUUUAUAAAAAUAGUGCUAGAAAAUAAAAACCUUUUAGCCUAUAUAGAUACAGGUGCAACCCUUUGUUUUGGAAGAAAAUCGAUCUCUAGGAACUGGGAUAGAUUAGAAAAGCCAAAAGAAAUAGUUGUUGCAGACAAGUCAAAACAUCAAAUAUGGUUUAGCCUUAAGGAUGUAUCUAUAGAAAUUGAAGGAUAUAAGUUUUUUAUCCCUACAAUUUAUUUACAUGAUUCAGGUCUUGAUCUAAUCAUUGGAAACAAUUUUCUAAAAUUAUAUGAACCCUUUAUUCAAAGGAGUAAUACAAUUUCUCUUCGAUGGAAAAAUCUUGGAAAUCCAGACGAAAAGAAAAUGAUUACUACAAAAAUAAUUACUAGAAAUGAAAUUUUAAAAAUGAUUUCUGGCAAUUUGAAAAAUCUUAGUUCUAUUUGGGAAGAGUAUAAAUUCUUUUCAACUUUAGAAGAAAGACUCGAUGAAGUUUGUUCUGAUGAUCCAUUAGAUAAUCAGAAAAACACUAAUCAUGAAUUAAUAGUAAUU